Molecule: messenger RNA, 474 nt
Organism: Seminavis robusta
Lineage: Eukaryota; Bacillariophyta; Bacillariophyceae; Naviculales; Naviculaceae
Source: the annotation of a GenBank genome assembly
UCUCUAGGACUCGUCAAGGUACGCAAGGCAAACCGGGCCGCAAAGCAUUCAGUGAAACGAUCAGAGGCGAAGGCAGUGCGAUUCUCCAAAACUCCCGAGGUUGCAUUUCGCCAUGUGACUCAAGAUGAACUGCAGAAGACUUGGUACAAGCCACAGGAAUACGACGCAUUCAAGGAAGACUGCAAGCGCACAGCAGCUUACUACCGCAACGCACAAGGCGACAUUACUCGGCUCGACCCCGUCAAGGUCUGUUUGCGUGGCCUCGAGCAAAACCUCACCAGGAUCAGCAUCAUGUCACGACGCAUCACCAUUACCUCCAGCGUCAACAUGGUCCUCCACGAACAACUAUCACAGAAAACCCGCGGACAAUCCAACCCUGAGAAGGUCAGAGAAGUUUGCAUGGCCAUGUCAGAAGCAUCUCGUAGACGGGCCAUCACUGUGGCGUCAUUCGACGAAAAGCUUGCCAAGCUGUAG